This is a messenger RNA of Blastomyces dermatitidis ER-3, 4185 nucleotides long. Its product is annotated as SipA3. The coding region runs from base 1 to 4185 and encodes 1394 amino acids. Gene Ontology annotation, cellular component: endoplasmic reticulum; plasma membrane; cytoplasm. Gene Ontology annotation, molecular function: protein binding. Lineage: Eukaryota; Fungi; Ascomycota; Eurotiomycetes; Onygenales; Ajellomycetaceae. The transcript is spliced from 8 exons. The record is from RefSeq and is a predicted model, not a curated record.
AUGGCGUCGUCCCAGCCAGCGUCCUCCUCUAUCAUCAAGGAUGGGAACCCCAUUAGUGCCAUCCCGGUGGGCCUGAAGGAGGCCGCUCUCGAUUCCCCGAGCUUUCGUGCCACCGCCGUGCAUUUCGCUGAGCAGAUCGAUCUUGUGGAGAAAUGGCUCGAUGGAUUUGCUAGGAGUGCUGUUAGAUUGAAUUCGGAGCUCAUGUCAUUGGAAACUGCGGCAAACAGCUUCAUAUCCAACAUUCUGGCUCCCGGGGCGGUCUCAGAAGCCGUCAUUGAUCAUGAUUAUGCUUUUCUUGCCUUGAAACGUUAUGGGGAGAGCGUGAAGGAUUUUUGGAACGGUGCUAUAUCAACAGCUAAGAAGUCAGAUUCCUUGAUUGCUGAACCUAUUCGAGCGUUCAUCCAGAAUGAUUUGCGGCAGUUCAAGGAAACUCGACGUACACUUGAAUCAACUCAAAAGCAGCACGAUACUUUACAAAUCAAAUAUGCUGGCCAGGGCAAAUCGAAAGAGCCAUCAUCAUUACGAGAAGAUGCGUUCCAGCUACACGAAGCUCGCAAGGCCUAUUUGAAGGCAUCCAUGGAAUUUUGUAUCCAAUCGCAGCAAAUAAAGAAUACGCUCGACAAGCUCAUCGUGCGCGUUUCCUGCGAUCAGUGGCGGGAGCUCAGGAUUUUGCGAGAUACCAAUUCAUCGACGUUGUCAAAAUGGGGCCAGGAGAUGGAUCGAAUAAAGGGCUGGACCAACGAGAUGGAGACAAGCGAGAAGCUAUCAAAGCGUGACCUGCUCGCAGCGAGAAAGCAAAUCGAAGAAGCAGCUGAGCUGGCGGUUCGCCCAUCUCGAGAACUUGACGAUUAUGCCGUCUCUACAGUACCAUAUCUGGGCUCGCAUGGCCCCACCUCACUUAAAAUGGGCAAGGACCAUACCUUCUGGCCAGAAAAGCAAGGUUGGUUGAGUUUGAGGAUCCUAACUGGCAAACCUACAAGAACGGCCUGGGUCCGCCGUUGGACCUUUUUGAGAAAUGGGAUUUUUGGAUGUUUAGUACAAGGCGCUCGAACUGGCGGUGUUGAAGAAAGUGAGAGAAUCGGGGUUCUCCUAUGUAGCAUUCGACCUGCAUUUCAAGAAGAACGCCGAUUUUGCUUCGAGGUGAAGACGAAGAACAAUACUAUAAUGCUACAAGCUGAGACUCAAAAGGAGCUCACAGAAUGGAUCGGGUCAUUUGAAGCAGCCAAGCGAAAAGCCCUCGAUAGUCCUUAUCCGACUUCUUUGCCUGGAAACCUACAUAUCCAAGACCCUGCUUUCUCAAUUUCUCAGCCACCUGCACCUGAGUUUGCUGCAGAUUCUUCAGAGUCCCUGACACCCAACACAAAUGAUGAAGCUUCCAUUCUAGACCGAAGUUCCACUGCUCCACUUACAGAUCGUGACGGUUUGGCAGUACGGAAUAGUAGCGACUUGUCAUCUCCCAGGCGGUCCACUGCAGCUGAUCGUGAGGAUGGCGGAAAGGACCAUACAACUCGGAUUAUUCAGAAGCUCGAUAUCCAUCGACGCGCCACCACUGGACUGCACCAAUCCGGCACUUCAUCUCCUCAGCCCAACCCCCCUGGAAUAGCUAGCCUUAUAUCUGCCAGUCACAGUCUUCUUCCUCUCAGCGCGCAAGCACUGGCCAAUGCCCCAGAAACUGAAACUAAACAACGAGCACAGAACCCCUUUAUCUACAAUACUCGAGAUACGUCGGUGGGUUCUCUUGCACCACCAACGUUGGCGAAUCCUCCUGCGCAUACCAGUAUGAGUAGGGUAGCGGUGGUUGUGAGCACUGAAAGAGGAGUUGGGGUCAGAUUCCCAGAUGGUACAGGGGGAAUACCAACCGGGAUGAUGGCAAAUCUUUGGGGAAGUUCACAUUGGGGUUAUGUGAACAGACUGGGGCGCAAUGGAGUAUCCAUGUGUCUCGGAGUAGCUGACCGUCAGUCCAAAGAUUCCGCUGAAGAAGCUCCCGGGAAUACCAACUCACCAGAAUAUCCCCCUCCCACAAGUCAUCACAGACAAACUGUCAGUCUUGGUGGUGGCGAUUCAUCAACUCUGAGUGACGGCGCCACAGUCCUACACGAGUACCCAAGCUAUUUCCCUGCAUAUCUAAAGCCCCAUGACGCCCAAUUCCGUCUCCUUUUCCCAAACAUACCGGGGGAUGAGACUCUUCUCCUUGUAUUCCGAGCGUUUUUUAGUUUGAAUGACCAGCAGGACUUUCCAGGAAGAGUAUAUGUCACCACAAGGCGUAUUUACUUUUACAGCAAUCAUUUCAGUCUCGUACUCACAAGCUGUGCCGACCUCGAUAUGAUUACUGAAGUGACGGCUGCUCCCGGCAGAGAUUGCGACUUUUUGUUCCUUCACCUAGCUGCUGAAGAGGGAAGUGAUAUCCCUCGUCGACUGACGAUAAAAACCUUCUUGGAUCCUUUGAAAUUAAUUCACAAGAGGCUGAAUUAUCUAGUCGGCAUUGCCUCUUCGAAUGAACCACCUAACCUGGAAAGCAUAUUCAAAUCCUUGGUGAAAAUGGAACAAGAUAUUACCCGGACACCCAGCAUGGAGAGUUGGGAAGAUGUCUCACUGAAUACCCCAGUCGACGGAGCGUCGAAUGGUGUAAAUGGGAAACGCUCCGAUGCCCCUUUGAAGCCAGUACUACGCAGUGACCAUGAUCUGGAUAUGAAUAAGCGCAAGUCUGAUUAUCACGACGCACCUCGAUUCAAGUUGCCAUCUCAACCCGUCGAAUAUGUACCGCAGGGCGCUCUUUACCUGGCUGCUGAGAAAUUCUAUGAUAUUAGUUCGAAAGCCUUGUUCCACAUUCUUUUUGGGGAUAAGAGUGCCGUUUGGCAGCUGCUUCAACACCAGCGGAGAGCCCAAAACAUCAGACAGGGCCCAUGGUCGAAUCUUCAUUCUGCACAUUUGAGACGUGAUAUCCAAUACCAGAUAAAUAUGGCAGAUACAUUCAGACGGCUUCGCCUCACGGAUGUAUCUGACUACCAAAUUCUCGAUGUCCUAAACGAUCACUUAUGCUACGUAGUAACAGACAAAAGGACGCCGUGGCAUCUUCCUUUUAAGCGUUAUUUCAGACUGGUCAGCAAAAUCGUUAUUACCCAUGUCUCCAAAUCAAGAUGCAAGCUUGCCAUAUUCACCAAAGUGGAGUGGCUGUGGGAGCCAUACCUUAUUCGAAGUAUAAUCGACAGGCAAGCCUUGAACGAUCUCGAACAGGAUGCGCUUGACCUUGUAGAUCUUGUAUCUGAAGAGGUUAAACGGCUUGGACCUCACAACCAAACGAAAAGGGCCAUAGCGCAAUUCGGCCACGUCGGCCGCCAAACGCGUGGAAUCGAAUUUACUGAGAGUUCGCAAAAUUUAAAAUCUCGUCUUCGCCGGCCCGUCAAACAAAGUGGUAUCAUCCCACUCCUGCUAGAAACUUCCGGAUCUUUGCUACAGAGUGCAGUAUCAUCGUUGAUGAUCUGGUUCUGGGUGCUACUCCGAUGGAUAUGGAAAACCUGCAGCGCGCACAGCAUCAUUCUUUUGCUCCUCGCGUUCAGCAUGCUUAUUAACGGGUACCAUUCGUAUCAUGAUACGGUUGAAUGGUGGCAUGAACGCAAUGCUGGCAACUUCAUGACCCGGCUUGGUGUUGGACCUAACCGAGUGAUGAGCAAGGCGGUAUAUAUUAAGGACAUGGACAUUGUUGUUGCUAAUGCUACUGAAAUCGAUACGGGCAAUUCAAGUUCCUGCUUCUCAACUUUCCGGGAUAACAACGCUUUAAGAUCUGCAGAUCUGCCACGGGCAAUCACAACCUCUGCAACCAAAGCGAAGGAUUCUAGGGCAAAGGGCGCCGCACAGCAGCUCCAACGCACAAGAGAACGGUUAGGUAUUUACCGACAUAACCUCCUCGUUGCCCUCAGGGUGGUUAACCGGAUAGAGAAGGAGGUAAUUCAAGCGGAAUGGGAACGCUGGCUUCACCAGGAGACGCAGAAGUGCCAAGUGAUCGAGAUUCUGUUGAACGAUCGGGAACGAUUGCAUGACCGAGACCACGGCGCCGGCGGCGACAGUGACGAAAUUAUCUCGGACUUUGAGAAGAGAUUCGCAGCCACUGAUAUUGAAGAUAUCCAGCUUUGGUAUCAGGAUUAUUGUUUGAGUUGUCAGCGGGAACUAGAGAAGGUUCGUGGUUGA